Molecule: messenger RNA, 4718 nt
Organism: Ricinus communis (castor bean)
Lineage: Eukaryota; Viridiplantae; Streptophyta; Magnoliopsida; Malpighiales; Euphorbiaceae
Product: auxilin-like protein 1
Exons: 8
Coding region: 166-4494 (1442 amino acids)
Biological process (GO): clathrin coat disassembly; clathrin-dependent endocytosis
Cellular component (GO): cytoplasm; vesicle; intracellular membrane-bounded organelle
Molecular function (GO): clathrin binding
Source: RefSeq, a predicted model, not a curated record
UCGGUUUACUUCGUCUCUGUUUCCUCUCUCUCUCUCUCUCUCUCUCUCUCUCUCUCUGCAGAAAUUUUUAUUUUUCCCUGCAGAGGAAGAAAGACCAGACAAAGAGAAGAACAAAGAAAGUAACAGAAAAAGAAAAACACCAAACUAAACCCUAAUUGAGUUUGUAUGGAGUAUCAGCCAGCUCUUUCUGUUACUGCUGCUUUCUCUAAGAAGCUUUCCAGUGGUGGAAGCUUGAGUGGAAAGCAUGUAUACGACGGCGUUUUUGGUGGUGCGAUGAAGUCCGGGACGACUCGAAUGGAGGAUUAUAAAGAGAUAUUUGGUGCUUCUAGUAAUUGUUCGAUUCCGAUUCUUGAUUUUCCUGAAAUGAAUAUUUCAGGUGAUGUACGAAGCUCGAAACCAGAUUAUUCUACCAUUUUUGGUGGUUUUGGAGAAGCUGAUUUUGCUGUGUCUUAUGAGGAAUUAGUUUCUAAGCCUAAGAAAGUUAACAACUUGUCUAAAGAAGCUAGGACUCCAGCUGAGGCAAGUUUCUGUCCUACAACUGCAAGGACACAACAUUCUAAUAUUUCAAAAGGUAGACAAGCCCCGUCACCUGAAGUAUGUCCUCAGUUGUUUGAUGGUGUAAAGCAGUUCAACGUAUCAAAUAAUAAAAGCAACCAAGGGAGCAAAAAUAGGUCGAAUGGAAUGGCACAUAUUGCUCAGCAUCAUUCAAUUCCUGGUGAUACUUGUUUGAUCAAUGAAACCACUCCAUCGCUGAUGACUGAAAAUGUCAAGCCAGCGCGAACUGUAUUGAAUGAUACUCAUUUGAACAAGAAUGUCACUGAGCGUAUGAAGCCUCCCAAACUUCUCCGCAAAGUCGUGUCUGGACCACAACCUGGAGGUGCUGCUGUAAAUACUUCUACAAGCCAUGCUGAAUCUAAAAGAAAAUCUAAUAGGAAUAAAUCCUUUUCAAAUGAUAUAUCAUUUGAUGCAUUUGAAAUUGGCCUUGGCACAGUACCGUCAACAGUAUCACCUCUAAGUUCUGUGCCUAAGUUAGUUCAUAAUAAGGGUGGUUCUAUGAGGUCAAUGAAUUCGAAGUUUGGGGUUUCCAAAAGUGAUGCGUCAGUAGAUGCUGCUUUUAGUUGUUCACCACCUCCCUCCGAUGAGGAAAUAGAUGCUAAUUCUGCUGCUGCCUCCUCAGUAGCUGCUCUGAGGAGGGCUAUAGAGGAGGCUGAAGCAAAGAUGAAAAUAGCCAAAGAAUUGAUGGAAAAGAAGAGGCAAGGCCUUCAUAAUCGUGCGAAAUCAAGCCUUAAUGAUAGCUUGAAAGCUGAGAAAAGGGAGAUUAAAGCUGCUGAAACAGCAAACAGAUCCAAAGAGGAGACUCUGGAAAUGGAUCAUAAAAUUUAUACUGUUCCAAAACAAGUUUUCACUGGCUUAUCAGAGAACAAUGCAACAAAAGCAAGCCAAACAACUCCAGACCUCAGAAAUGCAAUGAAACCAUCUAUUGUGAAAAAUGCCACUGAAGAAACACAAAGCACGGAGUCCAAAUGGGCUCAAGUGAACCAUAGGCUUGGAGCAGAAAGUGGGAAGGCAACAAAUGGGUUUUCUGAACCUGCUGGUACCAGUGAACAUGGGGCUACUGAAAUGGAGGUCAAGCAGGCACCCAAUGUUGAGAAAAUGAUACCAUGCACUAAUGAAAAUGAAUUCAAAGAGAAGAUGUUGGGAGAUGAGAACAUGAAAAAUAGAAUGGAGUGUGGUAAGAAACUAAAACCAUUUGAGGAGGCCCCUAUACAGGAGAAGGUUGAGAGGGUACUAAACUCAGUGGCAGCAGCAUUCAAAUGGGAUAUAUUCAGAAACAUUAUCAAAUCAGAUGAAGUUAUUCAUCAUCAGGAAAAUGAAGAUAAAACCACAGUUGCUUAUGAGCAUGAAGAAGCUGGUCAAACACUUGAGAUGCCCCAUGAACAGGAACAGUAUGAAGUUAUAGCGAAAAGGCUGAAUGAACCAGAAGAAGAGGCAAAGUCUGAAACGCAAGAGAUGGAGGAGGACAAAGAUAUGAAUGAACUAAAAGAGGCUGAAGAUUGGUUGCAAGUUGAGAAGGAAGAAACUGAGUCACGUGAUCAAGAGGAACCAGAGAGUCGGUCAAAUGAAGUUCCAUUGAGAAAGGACAAUGAGAGAAGACUGCAUGAGAUUGAUACACACAAAGGAAAUGGGAAGAGACAAGUAGAAAAUUUGGACAGUGUGAAAUUUGAAGAGAAACAAGAGCGUUGGGAUCCCAAAGAAAAUGAGAAGAACUCUGAACCAGAGCACACUGAGAUAUUAGAUCAAUUUCACAAACAGGAAGUAAUUGAGGCAAGUUUUAACCACUUUGAGGAAGAUUCUGGAACAAAAGAGAAUGAGAGUCUGGUUGAUGCAAAAUAUAAUGACAAGAUGCUCAAUCAAAUAAACGAAAAUGAGGUUGAACAAACUUAUGAAGGGGUAGAAGCUGAGAGGACACAAAUAGAGAUUCAUCUGAGGGCAGACAAUAACAGCAAUAUGGAACUGACUGAAGAAACUUUCAAAUAUCAGGAUAAUCUUGAAGCAAUUGAUGAUGUGCAUAAGCUGGAUAAAAAUGAGAAUGCAGGAAAAGUAAAUGAAGCCUAUGGAUCUGAGAAUUUUGAAGAUGUGCAAGUAACUUCAAUGGUUGAAUUUGAAGAGAAUGAUAGGAUGAUGGAGGUGAUUGGAGAUUACUUUCUUAAAGAAACUGGAAAUGGGUCAAAAGCAUCUGAAAAAGCAUAUGAGCUGGUGGAAGAAGGUAAUCUUGAAACUGGUAUCCCAAAGCAAGAUGUCGAUGAGCUUGAUGGGAUUAAGAAGCAAGCUGCCGAUGUAUAUUUAGGCGAAACUGACUGGAACUUUGAUCACAAGCUAAACAAAUAUCACAUGGCAGAAUACAUGAAAGUCUGUGAACAGGAAAAGCAUGUUGAAGAAGUAACUUUUGAAUGGGUUGAACAGGAAAAGCAUGUUGAAGAAGUAACUUCUGAAUUGGAUGAACAGGAAAAGCAUGUUGAAGAAGUAACUUUUGAAUGGGUUGAACAGGAAAAGCAUGUUGAAGAAGUAACUUCUGAAUUGGAUGAACAGGAAAAGCAUGUUGAAGAAGUAAAUUCUGAAUUGGAUAAAAACGAGAAGGAUGUCAGCACAUCUGAAAUUGGCCUCAAUGAUGAAGAAAAUGAUUGCAGCUUUUCAUAUUCUCUUGAGGAAAAAUGGUUAGGUGCUGGGAUAGAGUCCAAGACAUCGUGUGACCCAGAAAAGCAAGUCGAAGAAACAAUUGCUGAAUUGGGAGAAAAUAAAAAGGAGAUAAAGAAGCCUGAAGUAGCCAUUAAUCACGAUGAGAUUUAUUUUGAAUUUUCUUCUGAGGAAAAAGAGGUGAGUAAUAGAAUUGGUGGGCAAGCUACUCAGCAACCGUUUGUUUUUGAGAGGGAAAUAGAGAACAUCAGGGUAUCUCCCGAGGAGAGAAAAAACCAAAGCAUUUAUGAAAAGGAGGAAGGCCAUCAUGAAACUCUGACAGUAGAAAAGAAAGACAGCGAAGAUACUGCAGAAAAGGAGACAGAGUUGGAAAAGAAAAAUCAUGAAAGAAAGGAAGAAAACAAAGUGAGAGAAAUGGAAAAAGAAAAGGAAAGAAUAGCUGUUGAAAGAGCAAUCCGAGAAGCUCGUGAAAGGGCUUUUGCUGAAGCUCGAGAGAGGGCGGAAAGGGCUGCUGCAGAGAAAGCAGCUGCAGAAGCUCAUCAAAGAGUGAUUGCAGAAGCUCGAGAAGGUUUAGAGAAGGCUUGUGCAGAAGCUAAUGGUAAGUCAGCAGCGGAGAAAGCAUCUCUGGAAGCCAAACUAAAGGCUGAGCGUGCUGCAGUAGAGAGAGCAACUGCAGAGGCCAGGGAGCGUGCCUUGGAGAGAGCAUUGUCAGAGAAAGCUGCUUUUAAUGCGAGAAAUCCAGCUGAGAAGUUUUCUGGUGUUCCAAGAGAUGCUGGGUUAAAAUCCAGUGAACAACAGUAUAAAGGUUCAGCUCCUACAAGCAGCUCAAAAUAUCCUAGCUCUUCAAAUCAUGAUGAGAGAUCUAAUGGUGAAUCAGUUGAAAGGUGCAAGGCUACAAUUGAAAGGAACCAAAGGACAGCAGAACGCGCGGCAAAAGCUCUUGCAGAGAAAAAUAUGCGUGAUCUUCUUGCUCAGAAAGAACAAGCUGAGAGAAAUAGACUCGCAGAAAUUUUGGAUGCUGAUGUCAAACGGUGGUCCAGUGGAAAGGAGAGGAAUUUGCGUGCCCUGCUCUCAACACUACACUAUAUCCUUAGCCCCGACAGUGGCUGGCAGCCAAUUCCUUUAACAGAUCUUAUAUCUACAGCUGCUGUGAAGAAAGCUUACCGUAAAGCCACUCUUUUUGUUCAUCCUGACAAGCUACAACAAAGGGGUGCAAGCAUACAGCAGAAAUACACGUGUGAAAAAGUUUUUGAUCUUCUGAAGGAUGCCUGGAACAAAUUCAGUGCUGAAGAACGGUAGACAACUACGGGCUUUACAAUCUUGUCCCUGGGGCAGCAUUCGCCCUGAGCGAACUACAUGUAUUUGCAGCAAGAUAACAUCUCAUUUAUAAUUAAACCCUAUGAGGAAUAUAGAAAAAUCAGUAAAGGCAUUCUUUUUCUCCAUGUAACUUCUCAGAGACAGCUGGCAUGGGGUAAUUACAUGCUUCUAUUGAAUUCAAGAAGACAAACAGAAAGUCCAAUACA